AAUACCGAAAUUAUCACCAAUCAGAGAGUCCGUAUCAUUUCCGUGUUUCACAGAAUCAACUUCCUGUGUAAGUCAGAUGGUUACACCCCAAGGAAAAAAAUAAUUGAAAAUACAGAUAUAGGGGUGGAUAGAUUAACAGGUAGAAGAUGAUUUUACUGGAAAUCAACAACAGGAUUGUAGAGGAAACGCUGACAUUAAAAUUUCAGAAUGCUGUAGCGGGUAAUAAACCAGACAAUAUUGACAUAACAGUUGCAGAUUUUGAUGGUGUUUUGUACCACAUCUCAAACCCUAAUGAUGAUAAAAGUAAAAUAAGGGUCAGCAUAUCUCUGAAGUUUUAUAAAGACCUGGAGGGACAUGGGGCAGAAGAGCUCAUCAAGCGUGAAUAUGGAGACCAUUUAGCCACUCCGGAAGAAGGGUACAAUGUAUCGGUCGUGUUUGACCUUGAAAAGGUGCCAAAAGACUGGGAGGACUGGGUCACAAAAGUAGGUCUACUGAAGCGGAACUGCUUUGCCUCUGUGUUUGAGAAAUACUUUCAGUUCCAGGAGGAGGGGUCCACGGGUCACAAGAGAGCGGUGAUUCAGUACCGAGAUGAUGAGACUAUGUAUGUAGAUGCACAGAAGGACAGAGUGACAGUUAUUUUUAGCACAAUAUUUAAGGAUGAUGACGAUGUCAUUAUAGGAAAAGUCUUUAUGCAGGAGUUUAAGGAGGGUCGUCGAAAGUUUCAGCAAGCGCCUCAGGUUCUUUUCUCUCACCGUGACCCACCUCAGGAGCUGGCAAACACGGGCGCCCGUGUCGGGGAGAACAUUGGAUACAUCACGUUCGUUUUGUUUCCACGUCAUACCAGCAAAGCAGCACGAGAAAACACCAUAAACCUCAUCCACACACUGCGAGACUAUCUGCACUACCACAUUAAAUGUUCCAAGGCCUACAUCCAUUCACGCAUGAGAGCCAAAACCUUAGAUUUCCUUAAAGUGCUAAACAGAGCGCGACCAGAGGUCAAGGAUAAAGAGAAAAAGACAAUCAGUGGAAAAACAUUCCGACAACAGUGAGUACGAAACCAGACUGAGGAAUUAUGGGAGAUAUUAGAUGCCAUUUUAUACUUGUAUCCAAAUUGCCUGGACACAGUACUAGGAAAAUGAAAGAAUUCCACGUGCAUGCUGAAUCACUGUCUCAGGAGAGAAUCUUAUAGGGACAAUUCUUAUAAAGCCAUUUGCUUUCUGUCGUUUUAGGGGAUAAUUGAAUUGAACAAAUUAUUUAGAGAAUAGAAUUUCUUUGCUCUGUUAUUUUUUAAAUCAUGUUGAAAUGUUAGGAGCAAGUACACGUUUUUGACUUGCGAGUUAAGAGUGUGAUGCAAGAAUUGAUAUAAUAGGAAUUCUCCUGUAAAAGAAGGAACAAACAGUGGACUGCUGGGCUUCCUUAACAAAUACACCAAUAUAUUAUAUAUGUCGAAAUUAAAAUAUUUAUGUGAUGUGUGCUCAUGAGACUGUGAACUUGAUGCAACCAUAUUGCAACCUUUACUGAAAGAUAUUCUUUAUUGUAUAUGACAAAUUAAGGUACCAUAAUUGUUAAUAAAAAAAUCUUAUCCAACGAA
Molecule: messenger RNA, 1591 nt
Organism: Ostrea edulis (European flat oyster)
Lineage: Eukaryota; Metazoa; Mollusca; Bivalvia; Ostreida; Ostreidae
Product: actin-related protein 2/3 complex subunit 2-like
Exons: 11
Coding region: 147-1049 (300 amino acids)
Biological process (GO): actin filament polymerization; Arp2/3 complex-mediated actin nucleation
Cellular component (GO): Arp2/3 protein complex; actin cytoskeleton
Molecular function (GO): actin filament binding; structural constituent of cytoskeleton
Source: RefSeq, a predicted model, not a curated record